Molecule: messenger RNA, 6365 nt
Organism: Condylura cristata (star-nosed mole)
Lineage: Eukaryota; Metazoa; Chordata; Mammalia; Eulipotyphla; Talpidae
Product: contactin-associated protein-like 3
Exons: 24
Coding region: 68-4003 (1311 amino acids)
Source: RefSeq, a predicted model, not a curated record
CCUCUGCGCGGAACGGCUGGCAGAGCUCCUUGGGCUUGGGGAUGAGGGAGCCCCAGCGAAUGUGAACAUGGACCCUGUCGCUGGAGACCUUUUCAGGAUGAUCUUUCUUUUGUCUGCUCAGCCCUGGAGCACAGUAGUAGCAGGGAAUAUGUAUACAUGUGAUGCUCCGUUGGCAUCUGCCCUGCCCCGGGAGUCAUUCAGCAGCUCCUCUGAGCUAUCUCCUAGCCACGGCCCAGGAUAUGCAAGUCUUAAUCGCAGGGACGGAGCUGGUGGCUGGACCCCCCUUGUGUCAAAUAAAUACCAGUGGCUGCAGAUUGACCUUGGAGAGAGAAUGGAGGUCACAGCUGUGGCUACCCAGGGAGGAUAUGGGAGCUCUGACUGGGUGACCAGCUAUCUCCUGAUGUUCAGUGAUGGCGGGAGGAACUGGAAGCAAUAUCGACGAGAAGAAAGCAUCUGGGGUUUUCCAGGAAACACAAAUGCAGACAGUGUUGUGCACUACAGACUCCAGCCUCCUUUCGAAGCCAGGUUCCUGCGGUUCCUCCCCUUAGCCUGGAGCCCUAAGGGCAGGAUUGGCAUGAGGAUUGAAGUGUACGGAUGUGCCUACAGAUCUGAGAUGGUUAAUUUUGAUGGGAAAAGUUUCUUGGUCUACACAUUUAAUCAGAAAACCACUACAAGUCCAACAAAAGAUGUUAUUUCUUUGAAAUUUAAAACCAGACAGAAUGAUGGGAUUCUGCUCCACAGACAAGGACAGAAUGGAAAACACAUGACCCUGGAGUUAGUUAAAGGAAAACUCAUCUUAUUCCUUAAUUCAGGCAAUGCCAACCCACCCUCCACUGAGGCCCACGUAAAUCUCACUCUGGGCAGCCUGCUGGAUGACCAGCACUGGCAUUCCAUCCUAAUUGAGCUCCUCAACACACAAGUCAACUUCACCGUGGACAGACACACCCAUCAUUUACAGAAGGGCGAGUCCAGCUAUUUGGAUCUUGAUAAUGAGAUCAGCUUUGGAGGGAUUCCUGGUGAUAGAAAAUCAGUGGUGUUCCCACACAAAAACUUUUAUGGUUGUCUUGAAAAUAUCUAUUUCAAUGGAGUGGAUAUUAUUGAUUUGGCCAAGAAACACAAAUCACAGAUCCUCAUCAUGGGAAAUGUUUCCUUCUUCUGUUCACACCCUCAAACUGUCCCUGUGACUUUCCUAAGCUCCAAGAGUUACUUGGCUUUGCCAGGCACAUCGAAGAAGGACAAACUGUCCAUUGCUUUCCAGUUUCGAACUUGGAACAGAGUGGGUCUUUUGCUGACCAGUUGGCUUCAACACAGGUCCAUGACUCUCAGCCUUAUUCUACAUGAUGGAAAACUCAAGCUGAGUCUCUCCCAGCCUGAACAUCCAGUGAGAGAUGUCACAGUAGGUGCUUCACUAAAUGAUGGACAGUGGCAUUCUGUGUCCUUGUUCAUUAGAGGAAUUCACCUGACUGUGAUAGUGGACGGUGAUGCAGCGUCCCUGACUCAUUCCCUGCAAGGGCAGAUUGAUUUGGAUGCCAUCUAUUAUGUGGGGGGCUGCCCUGACAGUGACUCAAGCUGUGGAAAUCCUCUGGGGGCACUUCAGGGCUGUCUGAGGCUCAUCUCCUUUGAUAACAAGACAGUGGAUCCCAUUUCGGUGCAACAGGGGCAACUAGGGAGUUUCCGUGACCUCCAGAUAGACACUUGUGGCCUCAUGGACCGGUGCUUGCCGAGUUAUUGUGAACAUGGUGGUGAAUGUUCCCAGUCCUGGGACACCUUCUCCUGUGACUGUACUCACACUGGUUACACGGGUGCAACCUGCCAUUCCUCCCUUUACGAGCAGUCCUGCGAAGCCUACAAGCACAGGGCCAACUCUUCAGGGCUCUACUAUAUCGACGCCGAUGGAAGCGGACCUCUUGGGCCAGCUCUUGUAUAUUGCAAUAUGACAGACACUGCAUGGACCUCAGUGCAGCAUGAUGGCUCCCACAUGGCCAAGGUCAAAAGCGCCAAUGGCAAAAGUCCUCGUCCUGUGUUUUUCAAGUACAAUGCCAGCAUGGACCAGCUCCAAGCCAUAACUGACCGUGCGGAUCACUGCCAUCAGGAGCUGGCUUUCCACUGCAAGAAGUCACGGCUUUCAACUCGCCACAAUGGAACCCCAGUGAGCUGGUGGGUUGGAAGAACCAAUGAAACACACACUUACUGGGGAGGCUCUCUGCCUGAUGCUCAAAAAUGUACUUGUGGAUUAGAAGGGAACUGCAUUGAUUCUCAAUAUUACUGCAACUGUGAUGCUGACCGGAAUGAAUGGGCUAGCAACACAGUAGUGCUUUCCCAUAAGGAGCAUUUGCCGGUCACUCAGAUUGUGACAACAGACACAGGCCGACCACAUGCUGAAGCAAUGUACACUCUGGGGCCUCUGCUUUGCCAGGGAGACAAUUUAUUUUGGAAUUCAGCUUCCUUCAAUACCGAAACUUCAUACCUUCAUUUUCCAACGUUCCAUGGAGAGCUUAGUGCUGAUGUAUCCUUCUUUUUUAAGACAACUGCACCUUCUGGGGUGUUUGUAGAGAAUCUGGGGAUCACAGACUUCAUCAGACUGGAAUUGCACUCUCCCUCCCAGGUGACCUUCUCCUUUGACGUGGGGAAUGGACCUUGUGAGGUCACGGUGCAGUCCCCCACUCCCUUUAACGACAAUCAGUGGCACCAUGUGAGGGCAGAGCGGAACAUUAAGGAAGCAUCUCUUCAAGUGGAUCAGCUCCCUGUAAAGACCCAAAGGGCCCCUGCUGACGGGCACGCUCGCUUGCAGCUCAACAGCCAGCUCUUUGUGGGUGGCACCGCAACCAGACAGAGAGGUUUCCUGGGGUGCAUUCGGUCCCUACAGUUGAAUGGGUUGGCCCUGGACCUGGAAGAAAGAGCAACGAUGACACCGGGAGUGGAACCAGGUUGCCCGGGACAUUGCCGCAGCUAUGGCCACCUGUGCCGCAACGGCGGGCAAUGCAGAGAGAAGAACAGGGGGUUUUCCUGUGACUGCGCCUUCUCCGCCUACGACGGGCCCUUCUGCACAGAGGAAAUUUCUGCAUAUUUUGGAACUGGCUCAUCAGUUAUCUACAAUUUUCAAGAACAUUAUAAUCACACCUUGAGUAAGAACUCCAGCUCCUUGGCAGCUUUAUUUCAUGAGAAUCUGACACUGACCAGAGAAAUCACCACACUGAGUUUCCGAACCGCAGGAGCUCCCAGUUUACUGCUGUAUGUAAGCUCCUUCUCUGAGGAAUAUCUCUCUGUUAUCCUUGCCCCCAAUGGAAGCUUACAGAUCAGGUAUAAGCUGGACAGACACCAAGAGCCUGAUGUGUGUAACCUUGGUUUUAAAAACAUGGCUGAUGGGCAGCUUCACCAGGUGAAGAUUAGCAGAGAAGCAGCGAUGGUAGAUGUGGAGGUUAACCAGAAUGCAAGAACACAAAUCAUCUUGUCAUCAGGGAUGGAAUUCAAUGCUGUCAAAACCCUUACUUUGGGAACGAUUUUAGAGUCUUCCAGCACAGACCCCGACACGCGGUUGGCGGGUGCACAUGGCUUCACCGGCUGCCUGUCGGCGGUGCGCUUUGGUCCCGCUGCUCCACUAAAGGCGGUGCUGCGCCCUGAAGGUCCAGGCGGGAUCACAGUCCUUGGACACGUGGCCUCAUCUCCUGGCUGUGCGGAGGGGGCGGGGCCUGGUGCCCCUGCGCGAGAGGCUACCAGGCCGCUGGCAGGUGGUUCAGGUCGUUCUGGACCCACAGAUGAGGGACAGCCCUUAGUUAACGCGAACAGAAGUGAUUCUGCAGUAAUCGGAGGUAUUAUAGCAGUUGGGAUAUUUAUCUUGCUCUGCUUCACUGCCAUAGCUGUACGCAUUUAUCAACAGAGAUGGUUAUACAAAAAAAAUGAGUCACAUAUCCCCCAAAAUGCAGACAAUGCUGAGAUUUCUCUGAAAAGUGAGCUUAACCAGCAAAGUACACUCAGUGAAAGCCAGAAAGAGUAUUUCUUCUGAUGGGCUGCUGUGGAGUACUUGGUAUGAGGAGGGGACUUUCUUGCCCUGGAGGGCCAUCUCUUGACCCCAGGACAGGUGAGGGUGUAAGUGCCCCAAGCCGGAUUGUGACCAGCAUCAGACGCAGUCCCUGGGAGGCUCUGCUCAGUGCCCCUUUCUCUGUAGGACCGAGUCUUCAACGUGCUCAUGAAUCACUGCUUAGAGUUUCUCACUGAUCUCUUAAAAUUGAAAUAUAUUUUGCAUAAUGACUUCGUUUUAAAUGAGACCAAGAAUUUGCGCUGUAGCCCUAUGCUUAAAAAAUGUAACACAGAAGUUUAUGAAAGUCAAAGUUGGACUCUCAUGCUUGAGUUACUGGAAGUCUAAGCUGUGGUCUGUUAUCAGCUCCCAGCUGACAUUUGUGACCCAGGAUGUGCUUCUCUGAAGUCUCCACAGCGUUUUCCCUCUUCCUGUGUACCAGAGCCCAAUUACCAAAAAUACAUCAGAAACCUGGAAAAAAUGCUUUUUUAAAAAAAAAGUAUUUGUCUCUUUUAAAGCAAUUUGGAUACAUUUUCGUAAUGAACUAAGUAUUGAGUGUCAGCUAUGAAAUUCUAGUAUUAAGGUCAGUUAUGGAAUAGAAAAUUCAUAGGUAGCAAAAUGUGUAAAGAAUUCCAAUCUAUAGUAACUUGCUCUUUUGUCUUUGUUAUUUGUCAUUUCAGUCUUUGUAAACUAUAAUAAUGAUAGCCUGUGAUUCACAAAAUUGUACAUUUUCUAACUAAUACUUGUGCCCCCAGAUAUGAACUUUAUGCUUAGCACUGCAAAUGUGUCCUUUAUCCUUUUCAUCUGAAUGAAAUAUAAUCCUAUUUUUUUCCUUUAUAUAUGGGUUAUCAAUUCACUCUUCUCUGUAGUCCUAUGACUUUUUUUAUUAUUAUUUUUUAGGGGAAAAAUUACAUUUUCAAUAGAAGUUCUCCAUUCCCCCUUUGAAAUUUUGAACCGAUUUAGGCAAAACAUUCCCUAAAUUAUCACUUAUUUUAAUCACUAUUAGGAAUAUCCUUGGGUGGGGGGAAGAAGCAUGGAUAAAGGAUUCUUAAACUUGGGAAAAUACAGGUUCUAUAAUCUGAAUUUAGUUUGUAAUUUGAGUCAAGAGUCUAGGACCUUGGAAUCCAUUUCCUAUAGAGUACCAUAUAUCAACCAGUUCACUUUAUAUUGCAUAUAUAUUUGCAUAUUAGGAGAGCAAAGAACUCAUAUUAACUGUGAGAAUUGUUCUAGUUAACUACUUUUGUGCUUAUCAUUAGAUAAUUGCACGGAGCCAUCAUUUGUAUUCAAUAUCCAACUACUUUUAAAACUGUAAUGCACAUUCCAUAUCCCACUUGCCACAUGUUAAUUAGAUUACAUACUAGGACCAUAAAAGGACCAGUUGGGACUAUACAUUUAGCCUUGGAGUGCACACCUACUUUUCUGUGUCUUUUUUAAAGAAUGAAAAAGAGUUCCCCUCUAUUGUCUUUUCUCCAAAGAACUUUUUCUUACAGUUUCAUAUGAGUUUUCUACACAGUGUAACAUAUUCCCAGCAAUGUAGUGGCUUACUACAACGCAUGUGUAUUAGCUCACAGUUUCUGUGGGCCAGGAGCUGGGCCUGGUUUCACUGGAUCUUUUACAAGGCAGCCUCCAAGUGUCAACCAGAGCUGUAUUCUCAUCUGGAGCCUCAGCUAGGAAUGACUUUUCUUCCCACUCAUAUGGUGAUCGACACAUUCAGUUUCAUGCUAGCGGUUUUAUGAAAGUUUGCUUCUUCAAAACUAGCAAAGAAGAGAGGGGCUUUAGAGUAAAUCUGCUAGGAAAAAUCUUAUAAAAUCUUAUGUGAACAGAAAGUGACACCCAUUGCCUCUCUGUAUUCUGUUGCUUAGAAGCAAGUCAUAGGUCCUGCCCACAUUCAAAGAACCCAGACUCUUGUUGGGAUCAUGGGAACCUUUGUUGAGAUUACAGAAACCUUAAGAGUCAUCUACCCCAACAUUUUAUAUAUGUUGAUGUUUAUCUAAAUGAAUAGUGAAGAUGUUUGGGUUCUCAAUAUACUAAUACAUAAAAAAACUUACCUUGGUGAAUAAGAUACAUACAUUUUCACCAAAGGCUUACACAGACAGGAGAAGGAUUCAACAGGAAAAUAUGGUUUCUAUUUAAUGUAUAUUUGAGUGUAAACUUAAAACUACUGCAACUUUAACCAGUGAUCAUCUUAUGUUCCAAAAGAACUCAUCACUUUGGUUACUGGAAUUUUACAUAUUUAUAGAUGUGAAAUUCACUGCAUUUUGCUCCCUUCUCUAAAGAGAAGAGGAAAUAUUUACACCAAAUUGAAGUGAUGCGUUAUUCACUUUCUUUUACUGAUAUGUAAAUUUUCCUG